Messenger RNA from Adineta ricciae, 2115 nucleotides. NCBI's taxonomy places the organism in Eukaryota, Metazoa, Rotifera, Eurotatoria, Adinetida, Adinetidae. The record is from the annotation of a GenBank genome assembly.
AUGCCGGAAACAUGGGAUGCCAUAACCCAACAGGAAGAACAAGACUUGACCAAUCUUAUGUCCGAAUAUGAUUUUGCGAUUAAAGAUGCAGAACGAUUUGUUGAUAUGCUGCAGCAAAGUUUGACUGAUCUUGACGUCGCAAAUGUGGAGACAGUCAUGGCUUCGGAAAAAGGCGCUGUACAAUUGAUGAAUAUGUUAGACAAAGCUGUCGAUGAAAUUUCCAAGAUCGAUGAUCGUUUGGGUCUCUAUGAAAAGAAACUGAGUACUGUUGCAGAUGCCGUAAAGAUCAUGAGCCGAAAAGAUUCGCUAAUACAAAUUGAAACUGCCAACGUUCACAAACUAACUGACGCUUUAGAAAACCUACUGGGAGUGCAAGACUUCUCAGAUGAAGAUGUUCAAUUAUUACAAAACAGUGAUCUAACCAAUGACAAUGAUCGAGCCGCAUGCAUUCAGGUGGCAAAUUUGUUAACCCAGGCUGUUGGAGUUCAACUUCAACCGGGAAUGGAAAAAAUGGCAGCGAUUAAGCAAAGACGAGAGCUACUCGAACAAACACAGCGAUCGUUUUCAUUACGAUGUAGAAAUUUUCUCAGUAGUAAAUUUGUUUUUCAUGCUGAAGGGUAUGGCGAACAUUUCGAGCUUGGUGGCAAUGAAUUACCACGUCAUGGUGAGAAAAUCACACGACCAUUGUUGCCUUUCAGUCCGUUAUGCCAGUGGUUGAAGGUCUCAUCACCUGGAUAUUUCAAAGAAGUCUGCCAAGCUUAUGUUUCGCAAAUUCGUCCGAUUUACGCCAAGGAAAUUCAUGGAUUCUUUGAAUCAGCUCGACUAGGUGUUACUAAAGGUGCUAUUGCUAUGCCAGAAAGGCGUGCUGCUGGAUCGGUUUCGACAUUGAAUACAAUUCGACGAGAUCGACAAUCUGUGCAAACUCAAGCGAUGAGUGGUGUAGUAGAUAAUGAUCCAUUUUCAUUAAAAAAUUCUACGCGAGAGUUUCGAACACGAUCCGAUAAAAUCUUUGAUCGUGUGCUCGGCCAAAUCUCACCUAUUGUGCGCGAAGAACAAUUGUUCUGUGUCAACUUCUUCUAUUCAGCUGACGAGGAAACUAUCGCUGGAGAAAAUGCAUCCGAGUCUACAACAGGCACAGAGAAUUUUCGUUCGUCUGGAUUGAAACACAUACUUGCAGAAUUACUCGAACCGUUGGAUAGUGAGAUAAAAGCAUUGAUUGGUCAUGUGAAGAAUGUCGAUUCAUUUACGGUUCUUUAUCUUUUUGUGCGUAUGAAUGAGCAUACGAUCGCUGUACAAAAUUACGGUUCAUUUCUAAAAGAUCUAUUUGCUGGAAAUCUAAUUUUGCUAAAACGAGAAGUGGAUGGUUAUGUGAGCGAGGUUUGUAAGGACAUUAAUGACUAUCGGCCGAGCAGAAACAAACGAGUAGGAAUAUUGCCCUUCGUCAAUUAUUUCGCAGAAUUCAGCGAUGAAGCGGAAAUGAUCUUUGAUAAAUCAUCACGAGCGGUUGAUUUACACCGAGCUUACAAGACUUUAGUCGGCGCAAUUUUUCGCGGAAUCGAACAAUGUGCAGCAGGAAUGGCAAACGAUCCUAAAACACCACACUCAAUGAUUCGACUUGAGAACUACCAUCAAAUGCAACAUAUAAUGGGUAUUAAGAAAUUAACAGCGUUAGAUGCGGAAAAACAAGAAGCCCGAAAGAGUUACAAUGCAGCGAAAGCGGAAUAUGAACGUGAAUAUUGUGGAUUUCCAUUCGAAAGACUACACUUAUUCUUUGAACGUGUUGAUGAACUUCGCAAACGUCUGGCAAAAGACGAAGAUGUUCAAUUUCAAAGCGAUUGUAGUAUUAUCGAAUUACGCCGACUAGUUCGUGAACAUCCGCCGAAAGAAGUCAAACGAGGAUUAGAAAGUCUCUAUAAAAAGAUCGAAAAACAUCUUUCGGAGAAUUCCUCUCUUAUGCAAGUGAUUUGGCACGAUAUUCAAACACUUGUCAUUGGAGAAUAUGAACGAAUGACGAAAUUAAUCGAAAUCUGUUAUCCGAAUUCUAAUAUACAUCUAGAGUUUACCGUAGACAAUCUAUUGAGUUUUUUUACCGAAACUGCACAUCCUUCGCAUUAA